Messenger RNA from Nyctereutes procyonoides (raccoon dog), 2845 nucleotides. RefSeq names its product notchless homolog 1 (gene NLE1). The transcript is spliced from 9 exons. The coding region runs from base 669 to 1085 and encodes 138 amino acids. NCBI's taxonomy places the organism in Eukaryota, Metazoa, Chordata, Mammalia, Carnivora, Canidae. The record is from RefSeq and is a predicted model, not a curated record. Gene Ontology annotation, biological process: ribosomal large subunit assembly; Notch signaling pathway. Gene Ontology annotation, molecular function: protein binding. Gene Ontology annotation, cellular component: nucleolus.
CGGCGGCGGCGGCGGCGGCGGCGGCGGCGGGGGGCGAGGCGGCGGCGCGCGACGUGCAGCGGCUGCUGGUGCAGUUCCAGGAUGAGGGCGGCCGGCUGCUGGGCUCCCCGUUCGACGUGCCGGUGGACAUCACCCCCGAGCGGCUGCAGCUCGUGUGCCACGCGCUGCUGGCCCAGGAGGAUCCCUUGCCACUGGCUUUCUAUGUCCAUGAUGCUGAGAUCACUUCAUCACUGGGGAAGACGCUGGAGUCACAGGCGGUGGAGACAGAGAAGGUCCUUGACAUCAUCUACCAGCCCCAGGCCAUCUUCAGGGUUCGUGCUGUGACCCGCUGCACCAGCUCUUUGGAAGGUCACAGUGAGGCAGUCAUUUCUGUGGCCUUCAGCCCCACAGGAAAGUACCUGGCCAGUGGCUCCGGAGACACCACUGUGCGCUUCUGGGAUCUCAGCACCGAGACACCGUAUUUCACAUGCCAGGGACACAGACACUGGGUGCUUAGCAUAUCCUGGUCCCCAGACGGCAAAACACUGGCCUCAGGCUGCAAGAAUGGCCAGAUUCUCCUGUGGGACCCAAGCACAGGGAAGCAGGUGGGCAGGGUCCUCGCCGGCCAUAGCAAGUGGAUCACAGGCCUGAGUUGGGAGCCCCUCCAUGCGAACCCAGAAUGCCGCUACAUGGCCAGCAGCUCCAAGGAUGGCAGCGUGCGGGUCUGGGAUACAACUGCAGGCCGCUGUGAGCGCAUCCUCACCGGGCACACGCAGUCAGUCACCUGUCUCCGGUGGGGAGGGGACGGGCUUCUCUACUCUGCCUCGCAGGACCGUACCAUCAAAGUCUGGAGGGCUCAUGAUGGUGUGCUGUGCCGGACUCUGCAAGGCCAUGGCCACUGGGUGAAUACCAUGGCACUCAGCACUGACUACGCCCUGCGCACAGGUGCCUUUGAGCCAGCCGAGGCCUCGAUCAAUGCCCAAGACCUCAAAGGAUCCUUGCAGGAGUUGAAGGACAGGGCUCUGAGGCGAUACAACCUCGUGCGGGUGAGUGUGUGCCAGUCGCCAGCAUGCCCAAUUCUGUACUCAUCCUCUACUGGUCCCUGAAACAUUUUGCAGACACCCAGUCUCUUCCCACCUUCUGGCUGCAGCUCAGACUUUCCUUUUCCAGAAAGUUCUUCAUUAUAAUUCAGUUUACAGUCCUAAAAUCUUAACACAUAGGGAUCAUUUUAAUCAUUUUGUUUUAUUUGCUUUCUACUUACUGAGUUUUCUAUUUUGUUUUGUUUUGUUUUUAAGAUUUUAUUUAUUUGGGAGAGAGAGCAAGAGAAAAAACACAAGUGGGAAGGGACAGAGGAGAGGGAGAAGCAGGCUCCUUUAAGCAGGGAGCCUGACAUGGGGCCUGAUUCCAGGGCCUAGUCCCAGGACCCUGGGAUCACAACCUAAGCCAAAGGCAUACAUGUAACCAACUGAGCCACCCAGGCACCCCUUAUUUUAUUUUUUAAGAUUCAUUUAUUUGAGAGGGAGAGAGAACAAGCAUGAGUGGAGGGUGUGGGGGGAGAAAGAAUCUCAACUAGACUCCUUACUGAUCAUGGAGCCUGACUCAGGGCUUGAUCUCACGACCCUGAGAUCAUGACCUGAGCUGAAACCAAGAUUUGGAUGUUCAACCAACUGAGCCACCCAGGUACCCUUCUUUUUUUUUAAAAAAAAAGUAACAUUCAUAUAGUCUAAGGUUCCAAGAACACAAAAAGGGAUAUAGUGAAAAAGUCUCCCAUUUCUGUUGCCCUUCUAUUUCUUCUAAAAGCAUGCUACUGUGGAUCCCUAGGUGGCUCAGCAGUUUAGCACCUGCCUUCGGCUCAGGGCGUGAUCCUGGAGUCCCGGAUCAAGUCCCACAUUGGGCUCCCUGGAUGGAGCCUGCUUCUCCCUCUGCCUGUGUCUCUGCCUCGCUCUCUCUCUGUGUCUCUCAUGAGUAAAUAAAUAAAAUCUUUAAAAUAAAUAAAUAAAACAUGCUACUAGUAGCGUGUGUUUCCUUCCAAAGACUUCAUACGUACAUAUGCAUACAAACCCACAUGAAAAAUCUUUUUUUGCGAGAGAGAAUAAGAGCAGAGUGGGAGGGCGCUGCAGAGGGAGAGAGAGAAUCUUAAGUGUGUCCAGCAUGGAGCCCUUCUCGGGGCUCAACCCCACGAUCUUGAGAUGACCAGAAUCGAAAUCAAGAGUCUGCUGCUUAACCAACUGAGUCACCCAGGAGCCCCAAUUCCUCCCUUUUUUUUUUCUUUUUUUAAGAUUUUAUUUAUUUAUUCAUGAGAGAUACAGAGAGAGAGGCAGAGACAGGCAGAGGGAGAAGCAGGCUCCCUGCAGGGAGCCCGAUGUGGAACUUGAUCCUGGGAGCCGAAGUCAGACGCUCAACCACUGAGCCACCCAGACAGGCAUCCCUCCUUCCCUUUUUAUUUUAUUUUUUAUUUUUUUUUAUUUUUUCCUCCUUCCCUUUUCAAAUACAUGAUUCUGUACCUUGCUUUUUUUUUUUUGUAAUUAUGUACAGUGAUUAGAAAUUAUUUCAUCUGCAUAAAGUUACCUUUGGGGGAAGUGAUUUGCCAAGGGUCCCAUCUGAGUUCAUAGCUGGCCAGGGCUUAUUUCUCCUAGUGCUAGCUCCUAUGCUGGUGGGUAAUGAGUGGUGCGUUUGCCGCCAAGGUCAGGCUCUUCUGUCUGAGACAGUCUCCAACACAGUGUGCUUUCUGCCUCUCCUAGGGCCAGGGCCCAGAGAGGCUGGUGUCUGGCUCAGAUGACUUCACCUUAUUCAUGUGGUCCCCAACAGAAGACAAAAAGCCCCUUGCACGGAUGACAGGACACCAGGCCCUCAUCAACCAGGUGCU